AUGGCUCUGAACUCAGACACGAUGAUUUGUACUGAGGUUCUGCUCUUCUUUUUUCUCAUAGUCGCUGCUGUCAGCGAUGGCCAAGCAACAUGUCCGACAGGCAGUCAAGCAUGUAACAGUACAACAUGCUCGAAUCAGCUCGACGUAUGCUCAUGGUCAAACUCCUCUGACGGCAUCCCGUGCAAACUUGCAACCACAGCAUCGAUCACUUUCCCCUCCACUGCCUCCCAGCUCCCCUGCCUCUCCGCUGGAAACCUCUCCUUCCUCUGCCAGAUGCAGACUCCAGCUCAGGUCGGCGACUACCUCACCUGGGACAACCCGCUCCUCUUCGCCGUCCCGCCAUGGCUGGACAUGAGCCAGAGCACGAGCAUGCUCUACUUCACCGCGCGGGAGGGGGCGGCAGGGUCGUCGGGAGUGACGCUGCAGAGCAAUCAGGGAGAGGAGCCAAGGAGGAUGGAGAUCAAGGUAGAGGAGGGAGGGAAGAGGCCGGGGUUUGUGAUGGCGUACCGUGCGGCUUGCAUCGACCCGUCAGCUCCCUGCUCCUGUCCUCCUCUUGGAUCGGCUGAAAGCCUGUCUAGCGUCUACCAGGUCUCGUGCUCGGCUCCGUGUACGUUUGGGAACGUGGGCGAGUUCGAGGGGGCACGGGGGACGUACAAGAGAAGCGGGGGGGAGUACGGGGGAGUAGCGUACUGGGAGCAGGAGGGAGGGAAGAUGAAGGUGUUCUUUGAGGAGCAGGAGCAACGCUGGUUUCUUGCUCCCUCGUUUGAUGUUACUUCUGCCUUGUUCCGCUCUUCGACAUCUCCAGUCCUGACCUUCAAGAUUGAGAGCUUUGAAUGGGAAGAAAUCUCGGCGAGCGGAUGGCGCAAAUCAUUCCUCAAGGUGUUCUUGGAGUAUGAUAUUUUUCCAUCCUGCUCUCAGUUCAUGGGCCCGUCGAACUUGACAAACGGAGAUUGUUCGGAGAAGGCAGAGAGCGUUCUGAUAAAGGAGCAGUUGAUCGGAAGUGCGACAGUCUAUCUGUCAAACGGCAAGACGGUAGUGGAUCGUUUUCUUUCAGCAGUCAGUCCACUGAAGAACCACCUUCAAGCUGGAACUACCUUCCUGAUUCCUGAGAAUGACGCUACAACGUUUCGCCUCGAGAAUGUAACUGAGGAUAGAGCGCUGAUUGACAACCGGCUGACAUUCACCAGUGCGUUUGAGACGUUCAAAGAUCGCAAGUUCUGGUUCGCUGCCGAGUUCUCGUCAGACUCGAUCGUCAGUUAUACGCACGAUCCCACGACUUUCAUCGAUCGUUUCCGACAUGAUGAGCAAAGGAUUCGGCUGGUAUCUUACUGGUUGACCGGAGCAUCAAGUUGUAUCCAGGAAGACGUUCAGGCGACAGUUUGCGACGCUCUCCCCGUCUUGCAAGGAAAUGCUUCCAACACAACUUUCAUCGCCCUUACUGGCUGUGAGAAGAUGUCGUUGUACAUCGACUUUCUUAACGAUCGAUAUGCCCUGCUCCUUGAUCGCCCGUCAACUUCGCAAUGUGUUGACCAGUCCUCUGCUGCUGCUUGCAGAAAACUUCGAACUUCACCACCAGAGCUUCUCUGGAACGAGACAGCAGCAUGGUGGGACUUUUCACUUCUCUCCCUCCUGCCGCCGAAAUUCAACAACUCUUGGGAGCCGAACGUGUUUGCUGAUCAGCGAGAUUGGAGUGGAAGCAAUCAGUUUCAGCGGAGGAAGACUUUCGAUCUGUUUGCUAUCGAUCCAUCCUCUUCAUCUUUCAUCUCGGAAUCUGCAAACUUGUUGAACGCGAUGAUGUCUUUCGGAGAGUUGCAGGUUGCCAUGUUUGACGAUGCAAAACAUUUCGGGUUUGCAACCAAAGGAGAUGUUGCGAGCCUUGCGCAGCAAGGUUUUCUCCCACGAUCAAACCUCUCUAUCGAGACUUGGAUCACAAUCAACACACGCCAAGUUUCAUAUGCUGGAAUUGUCAGCUGUCAGUCGCAGGGACCGCCAGCAAGCGGUUGGACGUUGUCAUACGCAGUGGAAGCAGACAAGACUGGAAAUCCUCAAAUCUCAUUCUUCUUUGAUAUUGCAAUCCAAACUCGAUCGACUCCUAUUAAGCUGAUCUUUGACUGUCCAACUUCUCUCUGCAAACUAGAGGAAUGGAUUCAUGUAGUAGCGACAUUCAACGGCACGAGUUUGAAAAUGUAUGUUAAUGGCAAGGAGCGGGUUGAGAGAGAUUGCAGAUCGCAAGGCUGCGACAAGCUGGUGCCUCUCCUCUAUCCUCCCCCUGCUGCUCCUGCAGUUCCCUUCCUCGUCGGCAGCUUCUUCGACUCUUCUUCUAGAAGAUUCUUCAGCCACGUCGGGAGCAUGAGAAUGCUGCGAGUUUUCUCCUCUCCCCUCUCGGCUCAGCAGAUCUCCUCCUCCUUCCUUGAGCUCGCUGGAGCAUCUUCCGUCAAUCUCACUGCGCAUCCUGUCUCUUCCUCUUCCUACUGGACAAGGCUGGACACCAACUCCUCCUCCUCCUCCUCCUCCUCCUCCUCCUCCUCCUCCUCCUCUUCCUCCAACGUCUUGUCAGGAUCUGUGGAGGGAGGAGCAGAGAUUGUGGUUCUUGGACAAUUUCAGUUCACCCAAACAACAUCAUUGAGAUGUCGCUUCUCGUUCGUCUUCUCUCGAACAGAGAAGGUUAUCUCGUACAGUGAGGUCUCUCAUUUCUCUUCGAACAAGCUUGUCUGCGUGUCUCCGAUGUGGCACCAUGGCUACAAGAGCGUCUUCCUAUCAGUUGAGCUCAGAGGUUCAAGUAACGUGAACGAUAGAGAUGCUCUAACUUCUCCAUGGAAACCACUCUGGCAGGAUUGCGGGUUUGAUCUCAUGAGUUAUCUUGUGAAUCCCAAUGCUAUGAGUGUAGAAGAGUAUCAGUCCGGAAUCCCCGCAAAGUUUGUGUUCAAGACGCAGUCUUACAUCAUGAGCAAAGUUGAUGAGCGGAACUUCAAACGAACUCCUCUCCCUCUUGACCUUCCAUACAUCUCAGCGUUAGAAAUUGCCAGGCCGGCGUUCUCGUAUCUGUUUGUUGCUGUCGCAGACAACCGUCUUGAUGGUUUGGUCGACACAAGAUCGCUAGUCUACCGCAUCUCUCAUGGUUCAGAGGACGUGACCAUACAAGUUGUUCAGAAAGUCUCGUCUUCAAACGCUCGACAGUGGUCAUCAUGUACAAUCAUGGAAGGGAAUGCUACAUCACAGAUUGUUGCUCUUGCGAUGGUCAAUGGAUCAGUGAAGUUUUUCCUGAUGAAUGAGACACAACCUGAUGUGUUGGAGUUGGUUGAGCUACAUGAGAUGGUCUUUGAACAAAAAGCAAUCUCAGGGAUACAGGGAUUUGAGAUACAAGGAAAGUGCAUGUUUGCAGUCUCUGUCUUGUACAGUUUCUCAAGCCUGUCAACCGAAGUGGAGUCAACAUUGUUCGAGAUGAAGAUGUUAAGGGAAAACCAAGGCAUAUCACUUACAUCACUACAAACGUUCUCAACGUCUUCGAGCAAUGGAGUAGCUCAUUUCAUCCUUCAUGACAUGAUCGAUCGUCAUUUCUUGACAUUCUUCGAAGAGACUAGAGGCCUGACUCUCUAUCAAUGGGAUGAAAGCUUGCAGACUUUCACUGUCUUCCAACAGCUGGGUGGCGUUUCUGUCUCAGACGUUCAGCUUGUCGACAUGCUCUCGGUUCCUUUCCUUGCCGUCGCCAUGCAGUCCAACUGCUCGACAAGCUUGUUUAGUAUCAGCGGAAAAUGCUCGAAACUUUACAGAUGGAAUGGAUUUCAGUUCCAAGACCUUGCAAAUGAGAAGGACUCGCUCAAACAAACAUCUGGAGGACAAGAGCUGUCCGCAGCCUCUAAGAUUGUAUCAGUCACAAGACAACAUAAUCAACAACUUGUCGCAUCCUUCGACUUUCAGACUUCAAGAUCUCCGAGCACAAACGUCUCUCAGUGGAGUGAAAUUCGACUUCUGCUCCCGCAGCUCCAGCGGGGCAACGAAACGAUUCCUACCAGAAUUGUCGUCCUUUCCUAUCACUAUAGCACUCUAACUGUUUUUGACGUUUGCAAUGACACUGGAGUCAUCAAGAGUCACACGUUUGGAGCCGUUCACAUGUUGUCUUUGAACAUCAUCAAUGGUUCGGUUGAGUACAUGGGAAUUUUCUACCCGUCGAUCAUAGCGGGAGCAAGCAAGAUGAUGAUGACGGCAGACUCGAAGAUUAUGUUGCUGUUCUCCUUGCUGUCAAACUCCAUUGCAGUUCUCCGAAGGGAUUCACUGACAGGAAACUUCACUGAGCUCGGAUCAAUACAACAAGAAGAGAAAGUAUUGUGGGAGUAUGACAACAAGAUUUCUUCUCGUGGCCUCAAUGCAUUGCAGUCAUCAGACAUUGUUACAGGAGCUCUCGAUUUCACUUUCAGCCUCCUCUCUCCCUCCCGCAUCUUCGGCGGAAACCUGGCAGCUUCCUACUCGUCCGAGCUCCUCCUCCUCGGCCUCGACCGCCUCCUCCUCGUCGCUGGUGGAGAGGCUGGAGUGUCAGUAUUGCGAUGGAAUGCAGAGCAGGAGAGGUUUGUGUUCUUUCAAUAUCUCAACAAGAACGGGGUGAAAGACGCAAAUGCUGUCUACAUGAGCGUCGCAAAGACCAACGGAGACGGAGGAAGCAACGCUGAGUGCUCGGACAUCGACUGCUCGAGGUCCAACCAUACAAAUUCUUGUCAAGAAAGUUUCGUUGUCUUGUCAAGGAUCAGUCAGCCGAUGACAGCAGUCUCCGACAUCUUCUCCCUCCUCUCCGCCUCUGACGCACAGCCCGCUGUCUUCGUGCUGCUGGACCAUGCUGGAUCAGAAUCGUUCGUGGAGCUGAGCGAUGCGGUACGAGACGCAGGAAGCGCUCCUGCCCUCCCCGUGCUGGCAUGCUCGGAUAGCGAUCGGUACCAGGAAGACCCCAGGCUGAUCUGGGGAGGAUGUACCAGCUAUCUACCGGGAGGAUCGAAUGAAGGCUUCUGCAGCACAGACGCUGUUUGCUCCAUCUGCUCGCUCUCAUGCUCAGUUGAAUGCUCCGUGAACGCUGCCUGCGAGUUCAUACGCAGCAUGUCAACUGAAGAAGUUCAGGCGUAUUUGGCAAGAUACCUGGAAAGUCUCAAGUUCUCAUGGCCGUCACAUGACAACGUCAAUGGGUUGAGAGGAUGUUCUGAUGUAUUUCACUUCGAAGACGAAGGAGAACACUUCUUCGCCGUCGCUCAAGGAAUCAGAGAUUUGACGUCGAGUUCGCAACAAGUGUUUGACAAACAGGUAGAUCAUUCAGACAGUAGCAGGAGCAGUGAGGAGGACGAGGACAAGGACGAGGACGAGGACGAGGACGAGGACGAGGACGAGGACGAGGACGAGGACGAGGACGAGGACGAGGACGAGGACGAGGACGAGGAGGAUAGAGGUCUUGCAGUGGAGCGGCAGGAGCACCUCAGAGGCUUCGGGUAUCAAACUUGCGCAUAUUCUCCUCCUUAUUCUCCUUGUCAAGCCAACGGAACUUUCAUCGACGAGAUCUCAGCUGUUCCUCCCAACCGCAGUAGAGUCCCCGGGCUGUUUCAACUUCCUACGAGAACUUUUGCUCUUCGCUUCCCAACAGGAGUGACGUCAAAGUGGAAUUUCGUGUCGCUGCCAGACCGACGAGGCGAGAUGCAGAAGUUGCUUCUUGCAAACAGCAUCACUGAAGGGUUGAUCGCAUUCCCGUGGAACUUCAGGAGGACGAAGGGAGUUGAAGACGUCACAAGCAUGUGGCUUAACUCAAGCUCAUCGCACUUUCACGCUCUGGACAUGUCACAAGGAACUAUCAAGACAUUCGACGUGAUUGACGACGAUCUCAGCGUGUCAGGUUUGAACCCAGUCAACGUGUGUGGGCGUGUGACGGCGGGUCGUCUCUACUCCAGAGUCAUCCAGAAGAAUUUAAGCACUUUCUGCCAUGGAAUCCUCGACGGAGCCAAGUUUGUGCAAGCAAGGGGAGGAUCGUCGUGCUUCUUCCCCAACUUGACUGUCUUCGGAGCCUAUGACAACAUGUCGCCUCUUGCCCCCGGAGGUGAAGUGGCGAUGCGGGUGGAUGAUCAGGGGAGUUUGACGGUGACGCCGACGGUGGAGAUGAUGGGAUCGAGAUUAUACAGGAUCGUGAUGAAUCUGUUGAGGAGCACGCUUGAGGGGCCGAUGGGCUGCAACUUGACAAGCUUGGAAUUCUCUCGAGUGUUUGCGUUGACAACCUCGUUCAUCAACAACCCGCCCAGCUUCGACCUUGAACCAGAGAUAGUGAUUGUCUCAGACCCGAAAGAUCAGAACAUAACGUUUGCCUGGAAUGUGAGCUCUGGAGAUGAAAAUCUCGCACAGCUCAUCGACGGCGGGGGAGUUUUCCGGCUCAAUGGCAACGUGUACGGACAAGACAGGCGAGUGACUUUGACGUCUGGAGUCUUCGCGCGGAUUUCCUGCCCUUCCAUCAUCGUGCUUGAGGGCAAUGGAACCAUCUCGAAGAGCUGCGGGGUGCAGGUGGAGGUUGACGGGAAUUUCAUUCAGACGGGUUUCAAGUUUUCAUUGGAGAGUGCGAAACAAGUCCCUGACUUCGGCCUCCUCCCGAGCCAAAUCUUUCAAGACCUCCCCACCUUGUCAACCAACGGCACCCUCACCUUCCGAGCUGCCAACUGGGUUCACGGGGUGUUUGAGCUGGCGUUCUCGAUCUCAGUGACAGUCAACGGGAGCGCCAUCGCCUCCAGCGUGUCAGACCGAGUCGUGCUUGACCUUCUCUCCGUCAACAACCCGCCUGACUUCGCCCUGGCCUCUCACGUCCUUGACGUCAAGGAAAGCAACCAAGAUCGCCAGCUCACCUUCACCAACUUCAUCACCAAUGUCACGGCGGGAGCGCCAGACGAAGGCAUUCUGCAAUUGGUUUCGUUUGUCUUGGGUUACACAACUCCAAACUCGUGCGGGUCGAUGCUCGUCGCUGCUCCUUUGAUUGUCUUCGAUCAGCCCCCGUGGUCUUCCAACGCGAGUUUACAGCUGCAGCUGCUGCCCAAUGUUAACGGGGUCUGUAACUUGUCUAUUGUCGCCCUCGACAACGGAAACUCGACGCUACUCGGAUCGAACAGAUCCAUAGCACAAACCCUCACCUUGCGCGUGUUACUCCAGCUCAGCGUCAACAACCCCCCGACUUUUGCCUCUCCUCCGACCAUCUUCGCGAUAGAGAAUGCUGGACUUCAGGAACAUUUCGAGGGGAGGAGUCGACGAGAUCGGGCAGAGUAUCACCUUCAGAGUGCAGUACAGCACCGAUACUCCAGCAUUCUUCCAGCAGGGGCAGCUGACGGGCAGAAGGAUCCGCACAUCUUUGAAAACGGGACUCUCGUCUUCUGGGUCAACGAUGACAACGCCGGUGUGGUCACGUUGACCAUCAGAUGUUUUGACAACGGAGGGACUGAGUACGGAGGGAGUGGCGUCAGCACUGAGCAUGUCGUGAUGCUCCGUGUGCUAGCAAGGCCGCGAGUCUUCAGCGUCAGCCCGAGGCUGUGGGGGCCCAAUGGCUUGUCAACCAAUGGCAGUUUGACCAUCAAUGGUGUCAACUUCAGUCCAGCUGUCGUCUACGACAGCUCGCUUGCCAGCUGGAGUUGGUUCACCUUGAACGAUUCGCCAGUUGUUAAAGUCUUUGUCGGGCAAACGGCUUGUCCUCGACUGCUUGUCCUCUCCGAUACUCAGCUGCAGAUCAACCAGACAGACUCUCCGGUCAAAGUUCAAGUUGUCGAGAUUGUUGCGGGGGUAGUCAGAGAAGGCGUCAUGUUAAAUCAGACGGUCUACAGCAUGCAGACCGUCUUCGCUGGGGUCGAUGACUCGGGUAACGGCUAUGUCGGAUUCGCUCAACCAUCUUCAAGGAUGCAGAUGACGACGGUCAACCUGGGAAUCGACAGAGCAGUCAGAGCAGUAGCAAAGAUCGAUGACUCUGUUUUCUUUGGAGGAUCGUUUCAAGAAGCUUCGAGUGUUCGGGCCAAGUACAUCGUUGAGUGGAACGGAGAAAAUUUCUUUCCUCUCGGGCAUGGACUUGAUGGGUCAGUACGGGGAAUGCUGGCUUUACCAGCCCGCAAGCAGCUGUUGGUCUUCGGCUCCUUCACCGUUGGUAUCACUCGCACUGCCUCCUCCUCUGUCUUAGUCUUGUGCUCCAGCAUAUCAGGAAAUCAGACAGCCUUCCCGUGCUGCCUCGGGUGUCUCAUCUGGGACAAGAGCAUGAGAGAAUGGCAGCCGAUCUUCGGGUCUCCUCCUCCAGCUGGACGAGUGGCGAGCGCUCUGAGCAUCACAGGUCAAAGCGACGGAAAUGAAUUCCUCACGCUCGCGGGACAAUUUUUGUCCUCUAGCGGUCAGCCUGACGCUACAGGAGGUCUCCUUCUUCUGGACAUGCGCUCGAUGCAAUGGCAGCCGCUCUGUUCCGGCGGAUUCUGCGGAGUUGAAGGAGGAGAAGUGCUAACGAUGACGUCUGGCAACUUUGACUGCAUGAACUGCAGCUUCGAGCUCGUCGUCGGCGGAAACUUUGGCAACGCAGGAGGUCAGAGGGAUACGAAGUUUCUGGCGUCCUGGGAUGGGGAGAAGUGGAGGAGUCUGGGUCAGCUUGACGGCGAGGUGUACGCUCUUGCCAGCAUGGGACGUUCUCUCUUUGUCGGCGGAGCCUUCAAGACAGCAGCAGGAAGGAGCGUCAACGGCGUCGCAAGAUACGCCAGCGGCGUGAGCGGCACGGUGUACAGCAUGGCUCGCGUGCAAGGCUGCCUGUAUCUUGGCGGGAAGAUCAACGCGGUCGGUUACCUCCCUCGAGGGUCGGAGGUUUGGACGGAUCCGACGCAGGCGACAGAUCAGCAGGGGAACCUCGUGCAGAACGUGGUGGAAUGGUGGGUCAAGACAGAUAGAGGAAGGAGCUGA
Guillardia theta CCMP2712 is the source of this 8922-nucleotide messenger RNA. RefSeq lists its product as hypothetical. NCBI's taxonomy places the organism in Eukaryota, Cryptophyceae, Pyrenomonadales, Geminigeraceae. The record is from RefSeq and is a predicted model, not a curated record. Bases 1 to 8922 code for a protein of 2973 amino acids. The transcript has 84 exons.